AAUGAAAAAGGAAAAAAGAACACAAACAAUACUAAGGAGGCAAAUUUCUGUUUGAAUUCAACAUGGGGUGAUUUUUUUUUUAAUUGAAACUUUUUGUUGCAGUUUAUUGUAGAUCUGUGCAUGAUUUGAUUCAGUUGAUAGUGCCAUUGUAAUUCUAAUUAUCAGUGAAUUCCUCAAAUGUCUUCCUCUCAUUCAUGGCAGGCGAGCUUUCUGCCACAGAGAGGUUAGCUGUGGCCAGUAUACUAGGAGUAGAUGAAGAGGUUGUUCGUAGCAUCACGCCUCUACCUCAUCAUACCAGUGACCAUGAUAGUAAUGAUAAUGAGUCUCAACCCCUUCUGAGAGGUGAAACCCCUCCCCCUGGUCAAUUGAAGGAAUUCUUUCUUGGUCUUUGUCCUGUAGAUCUGAAGGAAUGGGCGGAGCUUGCCUGCUAUUUAAAGAUAUGGCAGCUAAUAAAGUGCCCCAUGCUAUUAUGUUUAAAAGCGACGGUUCCAGUGGUGGACUACAACGAACCAAAGCAUAACUGGAAUAGAUUAUUAAACACUCUUAAUCUUUUCUUAGCACCAGUAUUCUGUGCGUUUGUUACCAAAGGUUUAACCCAAACUAUAACGGAUGGUUUUGUGGUAUGGUACCUUGUUCUGCCUAUAUCAUUCUUGUUCGCAGCUUCAGUCUUCUUGACAUCUAAACCAAAGGAACAGCCGGUCUAUCACGCAUUAUUUUCAUAUGUAGGUUUCGUUGUAGCUGUGUUAUGGAUUUAUUCUACGGUAAAUGAAAUUGUCAACAUUUUACAGAUGUUUGGUGUGGAGUUCUCCAUCAAUGAUGCGAUCCUUGGUCUUACGGUCCUAGCCUGGGGAAACAGUAUUGGAGAUCUAGUAGCUGAUGUUGCAAUGGCCAAGCAAGGAUUCCCAACCAUGGGCAUGUCAGCUUGCUUUGGAGGACCUAUGUUCAAUAUGCUGCUAGGUAUUGGUAUAUCAUGUACCAUUGUCACAGUCAGAGAUGGGGGCACAUUUGUGCUCCACACGGACGAUGUCCAGUUAGUUCUUGCCCUGGGUUUAGCAGUGAGUCUUCUUUCUUCCAUGUUCAUCAUGGUGGUUACCAGGUUCCAAGCUGCGAGGUUUUAUGGUAUCUAUCUCUUUAUUCUCUAUGGAGUAAUACUGGUUGUAGCUCUAUUAAUAGAGCGUCAAGUGAUAGUGAUACCAUGGUGAUGACCAGGUUCCAAGCUGCGAGGUUUUAUGGUAUCUAUCUCUUUAUUCUCUAUGGCGUAAUACUGGUUGUAGCUCUAUUGAUAGAGCUUCAAGUGAUAGUGAUACCAUGGUGAUGACCAGGUUCCAAGCUGUAAUAUGGUUUCUAUCUCUUUAUACUCUGUAUCGUGAUGUAUGUUGUAGCUCUAUUGAAGCCAGGUGCGUACGCAGGGGGUUUUGGGGUUAACCCCCCCCCCCUUUACUUUUUGUUA
Strongylocentrotus purpuratus (purple sea urchin) is the source of this 1450-nucleotide messenger RNA. RefSeq names its product mitochondrial sodium/calcium exchanger protein. Gene Ontology annotation, biological process: monoatomic cation transport; transmembrane transport; intracellular calcium ion homeostasis. Bases 195 to 1202 code for a protein of 335 amino acids. The transcript is spliced from 9 exons. The record is from RefSeq and is a predicted model, not a curated record. Gene Ontology annotation, cellular component: membrane. Lineage: Eukaryota; Metazoa; Echinodermata; Echinoidea; Camarodonta; Strongylocentrotidae. Gene Ontology annotation, molecular function: calcium:sodium antiporter activity.